CGUGUGAUCUGAUGUGAUCUUAUCGAGUGUUCCUCAUAUGGCGUUAGAACAUAAACAACAAAGGGUCAUCUGUUGGAGCUCGAAUCUACUGAAAUACCGUUUUUUCUGUGUAAUGUAAUGUCCAAGGAAACGAAAUCCCUCUCAGUCAGAAAGAUAAGUCCGUGUGAUCUGGAAAUAAGGUGUUAAUUUAGUUAACAUUAGCUGUCCAAGUAACGAGGUUACAGGGAGUGGUACUGGUCUCAUGAUGGCUCUGGAAGUAACUGCUCCCUGCUCUGUUCGUCAGUAUGGAUUCUGACAACGACGUGCAGAUGAAAGAAUACGUCAAGAUGAUGACUGAUAUGAUUGUGCUCUGUGCCACCUUGGCACUCUCCCUCUUCUUCUGGGUCAUCUCCCUCACCAUCAGCACCUACUAUGGUACACUACAGCCUGUAUCGCCAUGGCGAUGGUUGUUCUCUAUCUUGGUACCCCUCACAUUAACGGCCAGAGCCUUGAAGAAACGCAGUCUGGACCACUCAGGAGCACUGGGAGCUCUCCUUGUAGGCUUUGUGUUGACGAUGGCCAACUACAGCUUCUUUUCGUCUCUGCUGGCCUUCUUCAUUACCUCCUCCAGACUGACCCGCUGGGGAGGAGCAGUCAAGAAGAAAAUCGACGCAGAUUACAAAGAGGGUGGCCAGAGGAACUGGGUCCAGGUCUUUUGUAACGGAGGAGUUCCCACUGAGCUGGCACUGCUUUAUAUGAUAGAGGUCGGUCCAGGCGAGAUCCCCAUUGAUUUUGGGAAACAGUACUCUGCUUCCUGGAUGUGUUUGUCUUUACUGGGAGCACUGGCUUGCAGCACUGGAGACACCUGGGCGUCAGAGGUAGGGCCUGUCCUCAGCCAAUCGCAGCCAAGACUCAUCACUACCUGGGAGGAGGUUCCAGCAGGCACUAACGGAGGAGUCACUCCUGUCGGAUUGAUCUCCAGCUUCUUGGGUGGCCUCACAGUGGGCGCGGCUUACUUUGUGACACAGCUUCUGUUUGUCAACGACCUGCACCUGGCAGACCCUCAGUGGCCGAUAAUCAUGUACGGAGGCGUGGCAGGACUGGUGGGAUCCAUGCUGGACUCUUUCCUCGGCGCUCACAUGCAAUACUCUGGCUUUGACUCAAACCUUGGUAAGGUGGUGAGUUACGAGUCUGCCACCACCCGGCGGAUCUGUGGAAAACCCAUCCUGGACAACAACGCAGUCAACCUGUUCUCCUCAGUUCUCAUUGCUCUCAUCCUGCCUGGAUUGGCUUGGGGGCUGUGGCCACGGUAGAUGAAUGACACAACACAGAAACAGAUACGAUGCAGAAAAGAGGACUGAAAAUACCCAAUGAAAACUAAAACCACACAUACCUCUAUCAAAAAUUUAACCUAAAAAAGAACAAGAUUAAGACAAAACAAAAUGUGAAGCCAAAUAAUAUUCUCUCACUCUAUCAUCACUUCUUCAGUUUGGACAGUUUCUUGAAAUAUGUUUCCAGAUUUUAAUUUAUAGUGCUUGAUUUUUUGAUGAUUAAUCAGUGAGCAGCUGAGAAAGAAAGGUUGGCACAAACCAACAAAAAAGCACAGUUAAAAAUAGGGGUUCGUCAUAUAUUUGACUAAAGGCAAAGGUAUACUGGAAAAAUAAACAUUGUAUGGCACACAGUAUGAACCUACUGGAAAUCCAAAGUGUCUGUAGUUGUUCUGGAAGGUGUGGUGAAAAGCUGGUCUUAACAGUGUGAGUGUUUGUGGUUCAGGUCUGGUUCUAAUGUGACAGAAAUGUAAGUAUGUUUGUAGUGCACUGUGUUACUUUAUCUGAAAUGUGUUAUCUUGCAAAACAUGACUUCCCAUACAAUAUGUUAAUGUGUUCCUUUACAAAAGCUCUGUCUGUAUUAACAAAGUGGUUCUACUUUUACAUUGAAGGUGUUUUAUUAUUGUUUAUGAUUUCCUGUAAUUUAAAAUUACUUUUCAUGAAUAUGUUGCUUCUCCUGAUUGCUAGGAUUCACAGCAUAAAUUAAACUGUAUUUAAAGCAUA
Sphaeramia orbicularis (orbiculate cardinalfish) is the source of this 2030-nucleotide messenger RNA. RefSeq names its product transmembrane protein 19 (gene tmem19). The transcript is spliced from 8 exons. Lineage: Eukaryota; Metazoa; Chordata; Actinopteri; Kurtiformes; Apogonidae. The record is from RefSeq and is a predicted model, not a curated record. Gene Ontology annotation, cellular component: membrane. The coding region runs from base 285 to 1292 and encodes 335 amino acids.